GGGACCGCCCUGGAUGAGCGGGUCUGAUACAUUUCAGUAUUCACACGGACCACAAUUGAGCCGAGGGGGAACCGCUCUGGCGCUCUCCCGUGCUACGGCUGGUUGCAGUGGUGCAUGCUUGUCCUUGCACCACUUGCGCUUGACACCAGGUCAAGCGGCAGCACGGCUUAUACUCAUACUCGCUAAUUGACUGGCCCGUGUUGAUUGUGUGAUUUUUUUGUUGUCCGUGCCUGGUGGCUGGUGCGUCGGCAAAACAUAGCAUACUGGCGCAAACCGCGGCUGCUACGUAUUAGUAUGUGUUAAUGCCUAUUGCAUGUAAAUAGGUGGCAGGGAAAAUUCGGGCGGAGCGAGAAGUGCCUUCGCACAAUUGACUUUCGCGAGGUUGCCCGAAAAGCAAGCCAUGGCUUUGCGCAGUAUGACUUCUGUACGUCGUAAAUGUGCUUCAAAGACACAGCAGACGGCGAGCCGUCAUAAAGAGCCUGUCACCGUUGUCCAUUUCUGUAGCGGCUCGCUCUCACGCCUCUUUCUUCCUGGUCCGGGCGCAACCCCCAGUGGACGCGUUCGGACCAGCCAUGGCACCGAAGCGGCGCCGAGACGAAGCUGAGAAGGCGGAGGAGGAGAAAGACCACACAACGUCGACCAAAUGCGGUCUAGCUGGACUUCUGUCUGAGAAGAUAGAAGCCGAUGGCGUGGCGGUCACGCGCGAGGAAAGCCUCGCUGCCGUUGACUUCUUGGUCGCGGCCCUCACCAGGCUGCGCUUUGAGGCGCUGUGCCUGCUAGGGCUGGUAGCGGUCCGCAUGUGCGAGGACGCACGGCGAGAAGGUCAAGGCCUGCAGCCGCACUGCGCAACGUGUCGCCGGCUUCGGAAGACGGAGCUGGUGGAGGACGACAUGUACGCGGCGAUCUGCGCUGUGUCGGUGUGUGACCUCACCGAGCAGGGCCGGAAAAGGGGCCGGCCGUCCAAGCGGGACCAGCAUCCUGAGGACGACCUGUUCCGGCACGUCUGCGAGGAGCACUUCCCGCGCGACGAGGAGGCCGCGGGUGCUCGCGUCAACAGGUCGGGCUUGACUCCCUUCCUGCCGCCGUUGUCGAAGGGCGUGUUUACCAACGUCAAGAACCACUACGCCGCAAACUUCGCAGCCUGGCUGGCGCGCAGCUUUCGCUGCCGCAUCGACGACGAGCUUCGCGAGGUGGGGCAGGCGGAGGUGGGGCAGGCGGAGCUCCGUACUCCAGCCACCAAAAAGCUGGACAAGCUGGCAUGGAGCAUGGCGCAUGCCGUGCUCUACGACGGCGAGUUAGAGCAGCCGCGCUGGUGGGUGGGUUGGGCCCAGGGCGCCGCCGCGCAAGCCGCGGGCGCGGCGGCUGCGGCGGCGGCACAGGGCGCCGGCCCUGCGGGCGGGGCCGCCGCCGCGCAAGCCGCGGGCGCGGCGGCUGCGGCGGCGGCACAGGGCGCCGGCCCUGCGGGCGGGGCCGCCGCCGCGCAAGCCGCGGGCGCGGCGGCUGCGGCGGCGGCACAUGGCGCCGGCCCUGCGGGCGGGGCCGCCGCCGCGCAAGCCUGGACCGCCCUCGUUGACUACGUCAACGCCCAGCGUGCGUCGAAAAGGGCCGCAGAGCUGUUGCUGCGGGAGGUCAAGGGGACGCAGGCCACGUACAAGAAGGCCAGCACGCGGCACAUGGAAUGGGCCGCGGAGAUUCUCGCAGGCCUUGAGGCACGCCGCGAUCAGCUGGGGGCGCAGGUGCAGCAACUGACGCAGGCGCAGCCGUUGACGCGAGAGGGGGGUGUCUUGCCCGGUAGGGUUUCGACGCAGCACCGCGAUGGUGCCGUGAUCUUCCGAUUCUCCACGUACAGUACAUAUGGCUGUGUGGGUGCCGCACUGACGGCUGUUUGCCAUGGCGGUGGUGGUGCGGGCUCUCCUUUGCACACGGGUAACGUCGUCGGGUGGCGUGGUGUCUGCGGAUGCCCAACGUGUGCAUCGAGACUCAGAGGACAUAGACCGGCGGAGUAAUGUGUCCUAUGGCCCUUGACAAAUGGCCCAAAAACAAGGGAGGGCCAUGCUAAUGCAAAGGAUCGGCGCGGCUGUGGGGUGGGUCUGGGCCCUGGUCAGGGGUUCCUGCAGGGUUUCGUGCUAACCGCCCAUUUUCUUGCGCUUCUUUUGCACCUCCUUCGUUUCACUUUCUUGACGCGUGA
Molecule: messenger RNA, 2188 nt
Organism: Chlamydomonas reinhardtii
Lineage: Eukaryota; Viridiplantae; Chlorophyta; Chlorophyceae; Chlamydomonadales; Chlamydomonadaceae
Exons: 3
Coding region: 573-2006 (477 amino acids)
Source: RefSeq, a predicted model, not a curated record